GAUAGAAGAAGCCAGAAGGGUCGCGGAGGACACGCACGGAGAUAACGAGCGGAUGUCUGUGGUCAGCGGUCGUCUACUUGACAGGUAACUAAAGUGUUCCCCGAUAGAAUCGGUUUGUUUUCGUAUCCAUUGGUGCGGGCACUGUUGAGCGAUUACGAUUAUUUCCGUCGAAGUGAAACAUACAAACGAUAAAAAGGAUGUACGACUGUAUAUUUCGUGCGUGUUGAUUUGUCGACAGCUCAAAAGAGGAGAGCGUACAUGGCGAACCGGAGAACGAAAUCGUUCGGAUACCGGACGACGCGUUCGUAACCAGUAGAGGCGUCGUGCUAGCAGAAAAACCGGGUGAUUCGGUUCACACGAGUACAUUUCAAGGAAAUUUGAAAGAUAACAACAUACUGUCCGGUAAGGGUACCAAUGUUAUUAACGCGUAUGCAUACUUGUGUGCCCCGCGCGAACGAUUGAAUUCAACAAAUUUUCCGAGUGAAGAAAUAACAAUUUACCGUUCGCGUACGAUCAACAUAAUAUUAAGACGAAAAAUAUUGUAAUACUCAUGUAUAUUUUUAUUACCGUGACAUGUGCGACCGAAGCCGACCGUCGCGGGGACACCACGGUUGUACUUCGUCGUAACGGACGUGAAAACGGGAUGGCGAAAAGUCUCCGAGAAGUCGUCCACACGGUCGCGGACCGUCAGGAAGUAGAUGUUCACCACGUAUCGAUGUGUCUAUGUGGCUGUCAGAACCGAAAUCUUGUAGAUGCGAAAAACGGAAGAAAAUCCGUACACGACGAACGUGACAAGGCCGAACCUGAUGCGUUACGGCAACGAGCCCAAAUCGAUGAAGCCAGAAGAAAUGUAAUGGAAAUGGAGACCGAUUCCGGUGAUAAAAAGAAGAUUGUAGUCGGUCAGCCACUAAACGAAAGAUUUGCCAUCAGCCAAAACGGAAAAUCCGAAACCAUUGGUCUUGCGUUGGAUGUUACUUUGGUACCAGUCGUUAUGUUCAUGUCUGGUAAAGGUGUUGGGUUAACUAAGAAAGAACAUGAUUCAAAUACUGCAAGUCCGACUGAAGCACCUGAAUACCUACUCCAAAGGGAUAUAAAUUUGAGACUUACCCAACGUCCGAUUGAAGCUGAUCGUCACCAUUUUACCAGGGUCGUUUUUGAAAGACGACUUCAAAACGGGAUCAUAAAACAAUACCGAGAAAUUCUCACGGCCGAGGAGCUCCGAGGAGAUGCUGUCACUCGAUCACUGAGUGGUCAAUGCAACUGUAAUUUAUGCCAAAAUGACUUUUGAUAUGGAAAACGGUUUAUUUUAAACACGUUCCACAUUAUUUAUUUAUUCUUGUUUAAAUUGUAAUUGUUUCAUUUCAAGAAA
Sipha flava (yellow sugarcane aphid) is the source of this 1369-nucleotide messenger RNA. RefSeq lists its product as uncharacterized. The transcript is spliced from 4 exons. The record is from RefSeq and is a predicted model, not a curated record. Bases 551 to 1288 code for a protein of 245 amino acids. NCBI's taxonomy places the organism in Eukaryota, Metazoa, Arthropoda, Insecta, Hemiptera, Aphididae.